Messenger RNA from Rattus norvegicus (Norway rat), 14691 nucleotides. The record is from RefSeq and is a predicted model, not a curated record. NCBI's taxonomy places the organism in Eukaryota, Metazoa, Chordata, Mammalia, Rodentia, Muridae.
UCUCGGGGCAGCUGUCCUGCCGUGAAAGGUCAUCUGUCUCAGCCUCGCUGUUCUCAUCUGUGAAGUGGGGUAGCCCCGCCCGUGGCCGCGGGGGAGGGGCGCGUUUCGGGGUGGGGGGGGAUGGACCGAACUAUCUGAGGGGCGGGGCUGGAGAAAAAGACGCUCUGUGGGAGGAGCCUUUGGUGGGCAAGGAGAGGGCGGGGCCUCUAGGUGAGAGGGUGGCCUCUUGUCUGAUCAGUUCCAGAGCUGAGGAGUGGGUGCUGGGUUAGGUGGAGGAGCGCAAGGCGGACCACAGGAAUGACAGAGACCCUUCCCAGCUCUAGUGAACCCUGGGCGUGUGGAUGUACACAGCACCAUUCCUUCCAUAUGACUAGAAAUAAAGAGCACAUCCCUGGAGUUCAGUGCGUCACACACAUACUCAUUCUACUUACAUCCUGCAAUGGCCUCACCAUAUCUGUUUCCAGGUGAGGAACACACAUAAGUGACUUGCCCUAGAAGCCUUCAAAGACCCUGCCUUUUCCUGCCCGUCUGGGGGCCCCACCUAUCCAAAGUUGCGCUUCAGGACCUGUGCCCUAGCGUAUCCAAUGCCAAGCUACAAGGCAACCCUGCCAUGGUAUCUUCAGGCUGGGGCUGUUUGAAAAACCCUUUGUUUAUAAUUACCACUGGUGGGAGGAGUGGGAAGACCACAAGAAGAGAAAGUUGAAAGGAGGUGUGGGUGCCUGAGGAAAACCACAGGAUGAAGCAGGAGAGUGAGCCAGGGUGGCUAAGGAAAGUCCUGCCUGCGGAUGAGGGAUGGUGCAGGGACCAUCUUCAACAAAGCCUUUCUGUACAAGCAAGGAAAUGCCUCAGGUGGGGUGGUUUCUUCUUCUAACCCAGCCCACCCCAGUGCCACCCUGAUGGGCACAAAUUCCAGUGCCCCCUGUGUGGACUGAGUGGAGCAGCCUGUAAGCCUCUCAGAGAUAGGGCAGGACAAGAUGACAAUCAGCUGUUGGGUGUGAAAGGGUGAAGGGGAAGUCUGCAGGGCUCUGGGCCAAAGUCCUCAUCCUGGGGAUCACCCUGGGUAAAGCUGGGAAGCUGCUAGUUGAUCAGCAGACAUCACUCACGUGAACAUUGUCAUCUUUGAAAUUUACCUGCUGCUCUGUCCCUUCCCCAACACAGUGGAAGCCUCCUUUGCCUUUGCAGCAAGGCAGCCCAAUUAGACAUUGUCCUACACGUUUGAUUCCAAAUUGAAAGUUCACAGAACUAGUUCAAAAUGGAAAGUUUUAAAGUGUUUAUCUCCAGGGCAGGGGCAAAAAUAUUCCUGUUGGCGAACAAGUCAGUAUGAGAAGGUGAAAAUUAAAGUUAAAAAAAAAAAGUUGUCCCUGCUCCCUGCCCAGCCCUUUUCUGGGGAUGGAGAGGGGUUUCCCCACCCCAGAAGGGAGGCCAGGCACCUACUUAGGUUAAUUGUGCUAAGUCCUGAGCAUAAAGUACUCUGUGGAUGCCACAUGUAAGGCCUGGCAAAGUCAAGUUUCAGAGGAAGGAAAGGCGUCUUGCUGGUCUAUAUGGGUAUCUAUGAGUAUAUGAGUGUCUAUGAGUAUAUGUAUAUGAGUAUAUGAGUGUGUAUAUAUAUGAGUAUAUGUAUAUAUGAGUAUAUGUAUAUAUGAGUAUAUGAGUUUAUGUAUAUAUGAGUAUAUGAGUGUAUAUAUAUGAGUAUAUGUAUAUAUGAGUAUAUGUAUAUAUGAGUAUAUGUAUAUAUGAGUAUAUGAGUUUAUGUAUAUAUGAGUAUAUGAGUGUCUAUUUCACAAGGCAGCGAUGGCUCACCCCUUUAAUCCCAGCACUUGGGCAGCAGAAGCAGGCAGAUCUCUUGAGUUUGAGGCCAGCCUGGUCUACAGAGUGAAUACCAGGACAGUCAGGGCUACACAGAGAACCCCAGUCUUGAAAAAACGGAGAGGGGGAGGGAAAAGAGUAGAAAUUAGCGUGUUGCGUAGUGGUCACAGUUUGAACUGUCAUGGUUUUCAUGGCUACCAUCAUCUUCCCUCCGAGAACCUACCACAAACACUGACUCUGGCCAAAGACCAUAUACUGUCCUCUACCCUGAAGCCCACUAGUUCUCCGUGCCCAUGCUCAACACACCUUGGCUCCAGAAGUGUCUCUCGAUAUACACAGCAGGAGUCUCCGUCCUGCCACUUAACAGCAGCAGAUUCUAGGCUCAGGAGGAAGCGUCAGAAACAAGGCCCAGACAGCCAUAUCUCAAAUCCUGGAUCCCAGAAGGGAAGAUGAGCAGGCUGAUCCUCUGGGCCAACUCCAAUCUAGAAGGACUUCCCACUCAAAAAACUUCUCCUAGCACUCAAAAACUUUGGUCCUAGCUGACUAUAUCAGCCUCUAAAUGCCAAACAUAUAACAAAUUCCAAGUACGGCCUGUGUUCACCUAUCCAUGCUUAAAGGCAUUUGCCUUUACAUAGACAAACACACAUCUCCCAGCCACUUUAACCUACAAGCCAAGCUUGAGAGCUUGUCCCUGUAGUCCAAGCAGUCAGGAUGCUGAGGCAGGAGGAUCACUUGAGCCUGAGAGCUCUAGACUGGCUGGGAAGGGUAGCAUGAGAACCUGUCACACAAAAGAAAGGAGAGAGAAAUGGGAAGAGCGGGCUGAGGGAGGAAGGGAGAGAAGAGACCGUGAAUAUCUCAGCCAGGCAUAGUGGCACAUGUCCAUGCUCCCAGCACUUGGCACACUAAGCAGAAAGAUUGGUUAUUGGCCAGCCUGGGGCACAUAGUAAGACCUUAUCUAGAAAUUUUCCUAAAUCCUCCAAUAUAUAUCCAUCUCACAAGAGUGGUGCUUUUCUACAUAAUUGUAAUCUUUCCUUUGGUGUUACCAAAUAAGCACUUGGUGUUAAUUUUUUUCCAGAUUGUUCUUCUCCAAAAACCUUUAGCUAUUACCUUUAAUGAUCCUAUCUAGUCAAGAUCCACGUACUGUACCUGCUAAACAUUUCUUUGAGUGAAUCAUUUAAUCUGAAAAGAGCCAUCUUACCUGUUUAUAUUUGAUUAGUUCCUUAAUGAUUAGAUCCUAGCUAUUUCUGCUUCUGUGGACUUCUGAUUCCAUCCUCUUAGAAGGCAGAUAUCAGGGGCCUUCAUGAAGCCAUUUGGUUAGUGGUUAAUGUCUUGACAGCAUACGUCUCCAUGGUAACAAGGAAAAUGUCUGUGAUACAUUCUCUAGUGUCCAGUGGUUCUCAACCUGUAGGUCAUGACCCCUUCACAGGUCACCAUUGGAAAACACAUGUGCAUCAUGAUUUCUGGCAGUAGCAAAAUUACAGUUAUGAAGUAGCAAUGCAAUAAUUUUAUGACUGGGGGUCACCACAGCAUGAGGAACUGUAUUAAAGGGUCACAGCAUUGGGAGGGUUGAGAAGCACUGCUCUAGACUAUGUGCUCCUUCUCUGCCAUAUCCAUUGAUGAUCUUUGUCUGAAUUAUAACACUGGAGGCUACAAACAGUAUUCUUCUAAUUGUACUAUUCCUUCUGUAUUAGUUGGUGUUCGUUUUGAGUGGAGGAGUAUGUUGAGACUGGGUCUCCAGUAGCCCAGGCUGUCCCUGAACUCCUAGCCUCCCUACCUCUACCUCCAAGUACUGGAAAAGCAGGCCUAUAACACUGUGGUGUUAGCGGGAAUUGUCCAUGUGACAGAACUGAGAAUUACCUGGGAGCCAGGCUCUGGGCAUGCUCUGGGAUUGUCUUGAUCAUCUUAAUUGGCGUGGGGGGUCCGUGAUAGCUACUUUCUCCUGCUGUGAUAAUCACCUUGACCAAGGCAGUUUGUAAAGGAGUUUGUUUGCGCUCAUCCAGCAGGAUAAGAGUCCAUCUUGGCAGUAAGAAGAGCUGAGAGCUCACAUCCUGAACUGCAAGUAGGAAGCGGAGAGAGCUGAGUGAGAUUGGUGCAUAACUUUCAUUAAAACCUCAAAGCCUGGGCUGGAGAGAUGGCUCAGUGGUUAAGAGCACUGACUGCUCUUCCAGAGGUCCUGAGUUCAAUUCCCAGCAACCACAUGGUGGCUCACAACCAUCUGUAAUGAGAUCUGAUGCCCUCUUCUGGUGUGUCUGAAGACAGCAACAGCGUACUUAUAUAUAAUAAAGAAAUAAAUCUUUAAAAAAACAAAAGCCUCAAAGCCUGCCCCAAGUGACAGACUUCCUCCAGCAAGGCCACACUUCUCAAAAUUCUUCCAAACAAUAACACCAACUGGAGACUAAAUAUGCAAACACCUGAGCCUGUGGAAGACAUUCCCAUCCCAUCCACAAGGCCUGUGUUUCUACUUUGUUUGUUUGUUUUUUGGGUGUCGUUUUUUUCCAAGGCAGGGCCUCCCUGUGUAGCUCUGUGGCUUGGGCUACCCUAGAGCUUACUACUUCAACCAGCCUUAAACUCAAGCGAAGCUGCCUCCGGUGCCUUCCCAGUGCUGGGAUCAAAGGCGUGUGCCACUACGCUCAGCCGAAAGGCCAUCUUAACAGUGGCCGGGACCAUUCCCUGACUAUACAAAUGGAGAAAGGGAACCGAGUGCUUACUGCCCUCUGCUUCUUGACUGUAGAUGAGUGUGACCAUGUGGUGUGCCACAAACCCCUCAACUCCCCUUCUGUGAUGGGCUGCACCUCAAACAGAAGCAAGCUCCUCUUGAGUUCUUUUGGUUAGGAUGUUUUAUCACAGCGACAGGAAAAGAAGCUAAGACAGCAGCGGGGCCCGCCCACCGCCUGGUAUUCCUUUUUAUAGAAUAGCAUUUUCUUCGUUCUCCCUAUUCCCUCCUCUCCCCCUCCUCUCUGUUUGCAGUAAUAGUAUGGACCCAUUAAGUGUUUCCAAUGUGCCAAAAUCUACUAUUGUUAUUAUUUUUGAUACUCAAAUUAUAUUAAAUCUUGAGGCCAGCUCCCCUAUGCAUCUAACGUGAACUUAUUAGUCUUUGUUCAUUAUUAUCUGGCAAAAGAAGUUCCAGGCCCACCUGGGACUUUUCCUUUAAAAGUCCAGAAAACAUCUAUUUUUCCAGGAAGUUCUAGUUUCUCCAUAAAGACCCAUGUAAGUGUGCUCAUUGAUCAUUUCUAGGCUCUCUGAGUGAUGAGCCAGAGAGGGAAGAGAGAUUUCUACUCAGGCUUAGAGUCGAGACCACGGUUGGUCUUCACUGAUAGCACCCAAAAGAUUCUGUGUCUCCAUUCCUUAUCGCUGUUUUAGAACAAAAGUCCUAUCUUUUGGUUUGGGCUCAGUAACUUAGUAGUUCAGCAGCACAAUCAAUCAAUCAAUCAAUCAAUCAAUCAAUGUCUUUUGUUUUCCUCUCAGAAGUAUUAUAAGCCUUUAUUCAAAUUCUGUUUAUGGUCCUGAAUAAAACACUAUAGCUUAUGGUACUGGACAGGGCAUAGCUCAGGAGCCCUCAUUUGGAAAUCCAGCCAGCCUCCUCUCAGUAUGUGGUCUUCAGUAGCUGUCUUCACUGUUCUGGGCUUUGGUUUUAUAAUUCUAGAAUCAGGAUAACAGCCCCAGUCCCUCACACUGCUGCUGCGGCAUGUUAAUGAACUAACCUUCAGGAAAUGCCUCAGGGGCUUUCAGCAUGCCGUGGACUCUCUCAGGAAGCACUCUCUCUCCGGCCCCUGGCAUAUGAUUGGAGUCAAGUUGAGGCUCCCUGAGGAGAAAAUACCUACAGGAGAAAGAUCUUCACUUCCGAAGACUGCAGAGUGCACACCCUGCUGGCAGAGUGGCCUGGCCACACAGCCUUCUGAUACUUUGAGCCAGUUGUCUAACCUCCUGAGCCUCAGUUUCCCCUUUGUAAAGUGGAGGUAAUACUUUCUGUGACAUACUGUCAUGGAGCUUAAAGGGGCCACCAUAUUUAACACACCCACAACCAGGUUGACUGCACACGACUACCCUCCUGGAGGCUGCAAGGACUGAGGAUUACAGGGUACAGUUCUUACAGAACAUCUCAAAGAUUUCUAUUUCAAGGGUCUUAAUUAAAUGUUGCAAAUCAUGACUUUCAGGCCCUAGACUGAAAUUGCCCCACAAAACCAGGUAGGGCACCCUGGCCCCACUGUCCUAUCAAAUGAUCUUAAGGAUCAAGGCACUACCAGCUCCUAGUUUGAUGCUUGUGGUUUGCUCAGAGAGGCUGAGAGGGUGGGGGGUUUUACUGCAUUUUGACUGGACAGGCAAACUGGAACUUGCCUCUUGGAAAACCUUCAUAAGAGAACUGUUAAUCCACAUACAGGGCUGCUGUUGGGAACUUGUAUUUCCUGAUUCAGUUUGCACCCUCAUCCAUCUUUUGAAUCUGACCUUUAAGGACCUGCUUUUUGAGCGUUGCAUUUUUCAGUAGACAUCCUUGGUUUCUGUUGAAGUAGAAAGGUUUUGAUUGCACAGACCUGCACUGUGCAGGAGCUGUUUGUCAUCCUGGGGUUUUUUGUUCCCUGGCUUCAGAUAUGAUUGGGCAAAGUUCCACACAGAACGUGAGGAUGGGGCAUCUCUUGCUUUCAUUACACAUUGGGGUCUUGUGAUAGACAGAAAUGAACUGAGGUAUGAGAUCCAGCAUUGGAUCCAGAUUGCAGUUCCCCCACUGACUGGAUAUGUGAUCUUGAGCUAUUUCUUACCCUCUCUGAGCCUCAGUUUUCCUCAUCUACAAACUGGAGAGGGUAAUAAUAUUGUAGAAAAAAUGAGUUAUUAGAUGCCCAGAAUGGGCUUCAACUUAAUACAGAGCAGAUGAACAGGAGAAAGCCCAUUUUGGUUAGUGUGUACACAUUUGGGAGUCCCACAGAAAAAAGACUCUAAGAAUUUGUGAUUGAAGUUUAUACAACAUCCUGGAGUAGAGAAAGGAAAAAAAUGCUUGAGGCUUCUGGGGGUGGUGGAGAAUUAUGGCAGAGUGGGGGAUGGGGAAAAAUGUGUAGUUAAUAUGGGUUGGCUUCUCAUACAGGUGAAAGUCUCAGGUGACCGUGGUCAUCUCCGUGCUGCUCUCUUCUGGGUCCUAAUGAGUUUCCUCUGUACUUGCAAAUUCCCUGCGUAAGAGUGCAUCACUCCAGAGCUACUCCUGUGUCUGCACUUUCUCAAAAUAACCAAACAGUCAAUAAGCCAAAGGGACAUGGCGGAUCCUGGCUUCAUGCAGUCGUACUUGAGAGUGGUGUGUCCCGGACCACUGCGAAAAGGAGAGCAUUUAGCACAACAGAAUCAUUCCUUGUUCUUUUCCACAUAACAUUAUUAAAAGUAGGGCUGAGGACAAAGCACAGUAGUAGAGAAACUGUCUUGACAUCCCAAAGUCGUAGAUUCUAUUACACACACACACACACACACCCCUGAAUGAAUGAUGGAGAUACACCUCAGUGUAGAAUGCCUGCCUGACAUAGGUGAGAUUCUAAACUGAUCACCACCACCCAGAAUGAAAGGAAUUAACAUGAGUAAAGAGUUGCCAGAUGGUAAGUGAGGCCCUGGGACGGGUGGCAGCGCUGGGCCGCCAAGCAGGGUGCAGGGUGGUAUUUGAACAAGCUGCUUCAGGAGGUUUCCGACUUUUUAAGGCUAUUACACCUUCUGUUGCUUAUAGCUUUCAUCACCAGUUUUGUCUGUCUGCCUUUCUGCAGUGCUUGGAAUGGAAACCAGGAUUGAAUAUAUUUGGCAGAUACUCAUGAGCGAUACACUUCAACCCUUUAAAACCACUUUCUGAACCCUGGGCCUUAGAUGCCAGGCAAGUACUUUACCCCUGAGAUACACCCCCCAGCCCCAUCUUACUCACUGUUACAUUGCUGUGAACAGACACCAUGACCAAGUCAACACUCGUUUAUUUAUUCAUUCAUUCAUUCAUUCAUUCAUUCAUUCAGGUUUUUCGAGACAGGUUUCUUUGUGUAGCCCUAGCUGAGAUCCAAGAACUUGCUCUGUAGACCAGGCUGGCCUUGAACUCAGAGAUCCCCUGCCUCUACCUUCCCAGUACUGGGAUUAAAGGUGCACACCACCACCUGGCUGCAACAUUUAUUUCAAAAAAGCAUUUAGAGGAGAGACAGGGAGAGGCAGAGAAGCCGCCGCGGGAGAGAAGUUGAUGUUAAGAUUCCAUGCUGUACUUUUACAAGUUGUUAUGAUUGUUUUUAAGGGAUGAAUGUGUACAGGGCUUUGUAUGUUUAGGUGGACAAUUUUAUCUUAUCAACUGGAAAAAAAGCAUUUAAUUAGGGGCUGGCUUACAUUUUCAGAGGGUUAGUUCACUGUUAUCAUAUAAGGGAGUAUGUCUGCAUGAAGCAGAAAGGGCCCUGGAGCUGAGAGCUUUACAUCCUAAUUUACAUACAACAGGUAGGGAAAGAUAGGUAGGGCUUGGGCUCUCUAAACAUCAAAGCCACUCCCACUGACACAGUCUUCCAGCAAGGCCACACCUCCUCAUCCUUCUAAUCCUUUCAAACAGUUCUGCUCCCUGGUGACUAAGCAUGCAAAUAUAUGAGCCUAUCGACUCAUUAUCAUUCAACGCCCCUCCCCCAAAACCCUACCUUUUCUCUUACACCAAUACCAAACAUGUCGGAUUUCCCCACACACAGUCAUUCUCUGACAUUGUCUGCCUACAGUUAGUGCAGACCCUACAGGCUCCCAGAGCUCUGCUCUUCCUUCCUCAGAGUCCAGUUACAACUGUAAGUUGUCGUGUGUGCUUCUAACCUGCUAAUCAGAGGUCCCAGGACCCCCUACCCAGGCCAGCUGAUUGGCAAGAAUGUCCUGCAGAAUGCAUGAAGACAGUCUGCUGAGUGGAUUUUUGGCUCUUUGUAGAAGGAUAAGUCUGAAAAGACCAGAGUAGGAAGUGCAUCUGACUGGGCAAGAGAAAAGACAGCAGCUUCCUUCAUUCCCUCUGCCUGCCCCACCCUCCCAGUGCCUGGUUUUGCCAACUCACAGUCCUGUUUGGGUGUUUGUGAAGAUUCCAAUAUUCAAAUAUGGCUGAUUACAGUACUUAUCCAUGGUGACUGUCACCCUGGUCCCUACUGAAAGGUGAGGGGUGAAAGGUCAAUCUUCUGAUAGCUGGUGUCUCCGGCGACCAGUCUCUGCCCAGGAGCAGCUACUGACGUAAGCCCUGCUGCUGUGGACAGCUGUUGGUAAGAACUACAGAAGAUGCUCCAACACAAGUAUUUCAGGAAGCGGGCUGAGAGCGGUAGACACCCAAAGGAGCUUCUGGAGCUUUCCACAGUUAGAACUCUGGACCUACUGUGUGCUAGCCAUUCACCACGCAGACAUGAGUCCUGUCAUUGUUAUGAAAGGGCUAGGGGCUCAGAAAAUGAUUCCCCAGGGUGUGAUAGAGUGCUCUGAGUGCUUUGAAUUGAAAAAAGAAAACCAAAGCCUCUCUGACUUCCUGCCCUUCUAGCUCCUAACUUUCCUUCCAAGUCCAGGAAGGGGCUUUCUCUGAAGAUUCUUUACUUGAGGAAAGACUAAGAAUUAUCUUAAUUGCUCUCUAGCUAUUGGCUCCUCAACCCAGAAGAUGAACUGAAUCACAGAAUAGACUAAGGAACACCACACUCAGUGCCCAAACAGAUUUUAUCACAGGCUGUCACCCGUUCCUCCGGGGAGAGCUCUGAAGGCUCAUAUUACCUGAGAUAACCAGCAUCACCUUAACUGUUUCCAGGCACCCAGCCUCCUACCAUGUCUGACCCCAUCACACUGAAUGUUGGGGGCAAGCUCUACACAACCUCACUGGCAACCCUGACCAGCUUCCCUGAUUCUAUGCUGGGUGCCAUGUUCAGUGGGAAGAUGCCCACCAAGAGGGACAGCCAGGGUAACUGCUUCAUCGACCGUGACGGCAAAGUGUUCCGCUAUAUCCUCAACUUCCUGCGGACCUCUCACCUGGAUCUGCCAGAGGACUUCCAGGAGAUGGGUCUGCUCCGCAGGGAAGCUGACUUCUACCAGGUACAGCCCCUGAUUGAGGCCCUGCAGGAAAAGGAGAUAGAACUCUCCAAGGCAGAGAAGAACGCCAUGCUCAACAUCACACUGAAGCAGCAUGUACAAACAGUCCACUUCACCGUGCGCGAGGCACCACAGAUCUACAGCCUGUCCUCUUCCAGCAUGGAGGUGUUCAAUGCCAACAUCUUCAGCACAUCCUGCCUCUUCCUCAAACUGCUUGGCUCUAAGCUCUUCUACUGCUCCAAUGGCAAUCUCUCCUCCAUCACCAGCCACUUGCAGGACCCUAACCACCUGACUCUUGACUGGGUGGCCAACGUGGAAGGCCUUCCAGAGGAAGAAUACACCAAGCAGAACCUCAAAAGGCUGUGGGUGGUCCCUGCCAACAAGCAGAUCAACAGCUUCCAGGCCUUUGUGGAGGAGGUGCUGAAGAUCGCCCUGAGUGAUGGAUUCUGCAUUGACUCUUCCCAUCCACAUGCUCUGGACUUUAUGAACAAUAAGAUCAUCCGGUUAAUAAGGUACAGGUAAAAAGACCCUAGUCACACUGGGGAAGGAGUUCCCAAGGAAGCUCUUGUGAGCUGAGGCUCCGAGGAGAGUGUCUCGCCAGUGGCAGGAGGCGGUGAACUAUACUAAUCUGCAUUAAUUGCACAGCAGGACCUGAUUCCCCGUGACAAAGUCCACCUUCUGGAAUCCACAUGUCCUCUGAACAGAACCACCUUUUCUUGCCAGGGGAACUGGCGAUGGGUAGCUUGUGGUGACAAGCUAGAAGUCAGCUGAAACAUACAAGAAGAACCCACAUAGGACCCUCUGGCUAGGACAAAGAGUAGCAGUUUUCUUAUGGGUUAUCACCUACCACUACUCAGUGCCCUGCUAAACCACCUCCAGAGAGAGCCCUGGUGGCUGACGGGUAGGGUGGAAACAAGAGCCCCUUUUCAUUUCCUAGGACACAACAUGUACAGCAAACCCCAUCACUCCUGCUCUUUGCUCUGAAGGAUACGCCCAGGCACCAGGACACCUUUGCCCAAAGGCAACUAUAUUUAGGUAUUUUAGAAUGCAAUAUGUUCCCAGAACCCUUUGUGGUUCCACUCAGGGAGAAAGUUGAGCCAUGGCAUGGCCUAGGGGAGUAAGUGUCCAGGCUUAGGCAGGAGGGGGUGCCCCUCCUGAAGAGGCUGAACUGAAGGAUUCUUGACUUCAGACAUUGGUUGUUAUCCCUGCAAAGAUGUGAUAGUGUUGAAGCCGAGAACAUGGAAGACGCUUCAUGAUCCAGCUGUUGCUUGACUCUUGUAGUCCUUGCCCUGUGGAUCGCAGGCAUCACUGACACCAGUCAGUUUAAACCAAUAAUACACUGUGAACUCUCAGGGUUGGAAAAUGAUCCAGUAGUUUCUUAGUUCUUCCCCUUCCUCUAGGAUACCCCAGUACAUGGUGGUGAGUUCCUCUUCUUGAGUCUCUCCAAGGGGUCACUUUUGCUGGCUUGCAUAUCCCCCCGAGUGACAGAAUGUUCACUGUCCCCAAGGCAGUUCCUACUGUGGUUGAGCACUGCUAGCUAUUAGAAAGUUCUUUCAGUAUUGACUCCAAAUCUGUACUGUGCUAGAUCUUGUUGUUAGACCUUCCUUUAUACACAGACAAGUGUCCCGGCUUUGACUAGACACUUUGAAGAUAUUACUCAGAACGAAUUCCCCUUUGCAACUUGUCUUUAGCAGAACCCGCUCCUCUCCAUCCCUGUAAGUCAAACAUCUUUCACAUGGCUUCGCUUUGUUCUCAGCCCCCGAUUCACCAGCCUUCCCCACCAGCAGGACUCCGCAUGCUUCUAAUUAUUUCUGGCUAGAAGAUGAUCACUGACUGAGGAGAUCUAGGGAUUGGGGAAGCAGUUCAGCAAGCAGUGGAGGAGUGCUCUGUAAUCCCAGUGCCCUUGCGUAAAUGCCCAGCCCCCAACACUUCUCCAAAGAGCGCAGUCCUCCCUGUCGACCUAUCCAGUCCUAAGUACCUAUGGGCCUUCCUGGGAUAUAUUAAGGACAAGAAACUCCAGGCCACCACUCCCCCAGCAGGUGAGGAACCUCAUGGACCUCUAAACUGCACGUUGGGAUUCAUUCCUGGAGUGACUAUAGCUGUAAGAGUCUUAUGGCGUCCCUGCCAGAAAAGUGCUCCAGACACAGCUAAGGAAACCUGGAACUGGCAUCCAUGGGUAGACAGAGCAAAGGGUGAGUGGGGAGUUUACAAAGUUAGAGGCAAAACUUGGUCCUGAGGCAAUAAAAGCCUCUCCCUCCCUAAUGUGGGACUUGGGAGUCUUUAUGUGGCUGUCUUGAGCUGCUGUACCACUGAUGCUCUGGAAAGUUCUUCAGAGAACCCAAUCAGGACAAGCAGAUCUGUGAUCAUAUUCAAGUAAGUCAAGGAAGAAACCUCAGAAAUCAACACUGCCCCCCCCUUUCUCCCCAUAAAACAUUGCUUUCUCCUUUUUUUUUUUUUUUUUUUUUUUUUUUUUGGUGCUUCCUAACCCAAUAGCUUGACCUUAGGGCAAGUACAGAACCUGUCAAGCCACUAACAUGCUAUUGUGACUAUACAAGUCACUCGCCUCACUGAGCCACCUCCAUUUCUUCAUCUGUGAAAUGGGCAUAUAGUAAUACAUAACCCUACCUACCUCACAGGACUUUUGUGAGGAUCAAACAAAAUAAUGUACGUGAGACUAAACAAUAAAUGACAGUUACUUUUUGUCUGCUUCCAAAAGGGGAAGUCUUGUUUUAAACCACACGGAGCCAGGUUUGAACUGACUCUGUCGCUUUCUGUCAGAUCCUGAGCCAUGUCACUGAGCCUCUCUGAUUUGUUUCUUCCUUGGGUUAACACCCCUGCACCAGACAUUUUAAAAGAGUUGGUAGGAAUUCCAGCUGGUCCUGGAACACAGCUCAACUGAUGUCAUUCCAGUAGGUAAUCAUGGUGGACCACUGAGCAGGCAGAGUACAGCUAACAAACCUGGAAGUCAGCUUCACGGACAAGCUGUGAGGAAGAAGAGCUUGAGCUUUAGCCAUUGAUGGAAUACGAUAGGAAUGUACCGGAGGUAGGCAGGUAUGUAAGGAUGGCUGGCCCUCCCACAUAGCCACUGCCCGGGGGAAUGAUGAGGACAGCAGUGGACAGUGAGUCCAGCCAUCUGCCUAGCACAGAGCAGUGUGGGUGGUGCUGUUGCAGUGGGUGUGAGCAUGGAGCAGGGCUGGGCUCCUGAGGGAGCUCCCCACACUUAAUCUAGCUUUACCCUUGCGGAGGCUUGUCAGCUCUCUGCUCCUGACCUCGGUUGUUCCCACACAUGCAGCAUGUGGUCAGAAAGGGCGCCAGUGGGAACGCCAAAGCACCUGGAUGACCACUGCAUGAAGCCUGCCCCCAGCAGGGGCCCUUCGUGCUUGAAGACAGCAGUGGCUGCCUCCUUAGGUACCAUCCUCUGGCCUGACAUCCUCAGGACCGCCAAUGACCCUAAGUCUAAGGAGACCAAGCCUCGUGACCCUGUUUCGCCGCUGGGUCCUAUAUUAGUAAGGGUUCUCUAGAAUCACAGAGAGAAUGUCCCUGGCUUGCACCACAGUGUUCCACCUCAGUGCAGCCAUCCCCAGCAUCUUUUAUUAGCCACUAAAUGGGCUGAAAAUAGCAUUUAUUAGAAUUCACCCAAUCUCAGCUUUCUUUUAUGAAUUAUUCCCAACAGGCUGUGUGAGUGGUGGAUUAGCCAAGGUCAGCUGUGGCUAGUUUCUUCAUGAUGACCAUCUGUGAAGCCUAGGUCUCCAGGGCCUCAGGGCUGGUGGCAGUGAUUGGCAGGGAAAUGAGGCCUAUCAAAGGGUGGUUUCCAGGUCCUGAAGAUCCUAGCUUUAACCACUCCAUCUGUCCAGACAGCUGGGUACCCUCAUUCUCCUUCAGAACCUUUGGGACAGUGUAGUACAGCCCUAGCAGAAGUCUGGUGACACUGAGGAGAAAGAUUGCCCAGUCAACGCUUAAGGAACACUGAACACCCAUAGCUCCCAGGUCCCACCUGACCCAAAGGCUGACUGGAUGGGCAUUGAGGGGGGUGCUGCCAGCCAAUCACAUGGGUAACAAAUCCGAACCAUGGGUAUCUGACCCUCAUCCCUGCUCCCAAUUCCCACAGUACUUCUAAGCUUCUGUUAACCAUUUUCCAAUUCUCUGUCAGCCUAGAGUAUUCCAAACCACUCUCUUCCUUCUGCCAGGUGCCCCCUCAGCCUGCCAAGGUCUAAGUUCCCUUUUACCAGGAGCUGGAUAAAGGCCUAGUUAAGCCACAUUUGAAAUCGUCUGGGAGCAAAUCCAGCUAAAGAACAAAGGGUGCACUCUCUCCCCAACCCCGGUGUUGUGCUGAAUUUAUGUAAUAGAUGCCCUUUGCUAACUCCAAGCUCCUGCAUAUACAGUUUCCUCCAGAAACAUGGGACGUGGUGUGCUCCCUCACGCCUCCGUCUGGCUGCCCCUCUACCUCCUUGUCUUCCCAGCAAGCAUCUUCUCAUCCCUAGCACUCCGCAUGAGGUCCAUUUGCUCAACUCCAUCAGAUGAGUCCUCCCCUGGAGCCACCCUGUCCCUUGGGAAUGUUUAUCAACAUUGUUCCCCCACAGCGUGGUAAUGCUAAACCAUCAACAGCCACAUCUCUGGGGCAGGGCUCUGGUUUGUAGCCUUCACCAGUUGCGGUGGCACAAGUGUGCUCAGGUGAUAAACUUCAAGCCACCAAUGUGGUAUCACUGAAAAGCAGGGAAGAGAGGCACACAGAGUUCUGGAGCCCAGAGUAAGAUGUCCCCACUUCUGCCACUCUGUUUUCUAGGGUAAAGGAGCUAUGUCUUGCUUUUUAGAUCAGAAGUCCACUGUAACUUUAACUGUAGCACAAGCAAAAUAAACCAGUCACUAGCUCUA